Molecule: messenger RNA, 254 nt
Organism: Strongylus vulgaris
Lineage: Eukaryota; Metazoa; Nematoda; Chromadorea; Rhabditida; Strongylidae
Source: the annotation of a GenBank genome assembly
AUGCACACAAGCACAGCAAGUAUAUCCGUCUUACCUGAACCAGAAGAGGUCUCCGUGGUGGUUCCUACUGACUCGGUAAAGAUUGAAACGAUGAGAGCAUCAGGACCUGGUGGCCAGAAUGUCAACAAAAGGUCUACGGCGGUUCGAAUCACUCACAAAGAAACGGGCACCGUUGUUCAUUGUAUGGAUGAGCGCUUUCAGCAUCUUAACAUACAGGUACGGUAUUAUCGUAGGAUUACGAUAGGUAGAUAGUG